CACUGCUCUUCUCCAUACACAGCACUACUACUCCACACUUUCCCUCUUCUCUCUUCUCUGCUCUGCUCUGCUCCUCCACUCGGCAGAUUCGAUUUUCACUCUUCUUUUUUUUUUUAACCCAGGGAGAUCUGCAGCCAAACACACCCUCUUCUGUGUUCCUAUUCUUCUUCCUUUCUUUUUCUUCCUGAUUUCUUAGAUCUUCCCGCCGUUUCGCUGUUUCUCGCUUUUUCUUUUUGGUUUCCUGCACAUGGAUUCCUUCGAUUUUGAUAUCGUGAAGGCGGAGAAGGCCGACGCUAUGCUAAGGUACCGUGUUUUUGGUAACCUCGCCAAAGUUUUCCGAGUCGGAGAAGUGUGCGUCGUUUUGCUCUUCCUCUUCUGGAUUUCGCCCCGCGUGCCUUCCGCCGUGAAGAUCUCCGGAGAGUACCUUCGGCAGCUCUCCGCAGUCGCCGUCAGUCCGUCCUUCAUUUUUCUGCUCGGCAACGCGAUCAUCGUUGUUCUCCUCGCCAAAUCCGGGCAGUUUUCCGCCCAAAAUUCGGCUGGCAUUAGUGCCGGAACUGUUAUCUGCGAAGAGUUUCUGAGCAGCGCCAACGGCGGCAAAAUCGGAUCCGAAAGCCCUCCGCUGUCGCACGAGCCCGAGGAAAUCAUGUACGAAGAUAAACAGAUAAUAAGUCAGAGGAACGAGGAUUCAUCCGGCACCGGUAGCAUUUUCGCUGUGAAAAAGGUAUAUCAGAGGACCCAGUCGGAGAAAUUGAAGUCAUGUUCGGAAAAUCAAAGUGGCGUGCUCCGCCGGUCGGAGACAGAGAUAUACCUGAAAACGGUAGGGCAGACGGAUCAUCUAAGCAACGAAGAGUUCCGGCGCACGGUGGAGGCAUUCAUCGCGAAACAGCUAAAAUUUCACAGGCAAGAAUCGGUGUCGAUUGUUCCGCUCAACCAUAGCUGAUUGGGAAAUAAAAAAUUUUAAAAAUAGCGCUAAGACUGAAAUUUCAAAUAGAAUCACAGAUGCUUAGUGUGUACAGCAGUACAGGGCUAUGUCCAGGGGAGGAAAUUUACAGAACUAGGGUAAGAGCAUGCUCAAACUGGUUAGAUUACGGAAAUCUCUAUGAGCGGAAGAUCAUGAAUGUGUAGCAGCCGAUUAGGAAAUUUUAAAUAGAAUGUAUUAUUUAUUUCCUGGAGGGAUGCUACAGUCACCUAGAAGCCUGCAAAAAUUCCCUCUAUACUUCCAAUUAUGAAUUAUAUUAAUUUUCUUCUUA
Molecule: messenger RNA, 1250 nt
Organism: Malania oleifera
Lineage: Eukaryota; Viridiplantae; Streptophyta; Magnoliopsida; Santalales; Ximeniaceae
Exons: 1
Coding region: 248-940 (230 amino acids)
Source: RefSeq, a predicted model, not a curated record